Necator americanus (New World hookworm) is the source of this 1074-nucleotide messenger RNA. RefSeq lists its product as uncharacterized. The coding region runs from base 1 to 1074 and encodes 357 amino acids. Lineage: Eukaryota; Metazoa; Nematoda; Chromadorea; Rhabditida; Ancylostomatidae. The transcript is spliced from 4 exons. The record is from RefSeq and is a predicted model, not a curated record.
AUGGAUCAGGGAGCCACAUUGCGACAUUUUGCCAAGACGGUGGUGAAUUUUAGCAGUGGUUUACUCUUAGCUAGGCUUACGAUUCCGAGAAGUCGGAAUGUCGGAUGUUUCGAACUCCUUCUCAGCUUGGAAGACCCUGCCGGAGGACGAACCUCCGCUGCGCAUCGCAGUUCGACGCCCAGAGUCACCUCCACGCCACUUAGAGGCGCCUUUGCAUUUGGAUCAGACACCAGCUUCCGCUUGCGAGAUCUUGAACGAGAUCUUGUUGAAGUUCUUGUACAGCAAGUUGUCAACAAUCAACUCUUUGAAGUGGUUGAUUCUGAUCUUCUUGACCUUCUCGCAGUACAAAAACGAAGCGUUGAUCAAGGCAGUCUGGGUAGUCAUCUGGUCGCUAAGGUCAACGAAUUCCUUCAUCAUGUUAUAUCUAGCAACAACCAAGGGCUUCCCGAUUGGUUGAAAGCUGGCAUCACGUCUCUUCGAGACCCUCAACGGGAAUCAGGACAACCUAUCGAACUCGUGGAUGAGUUCUGUUAUUUGGGCUGUACGCUGAAAAACGAUGGCAGCUACGAGAGAGAUAUUCAGCAGCGAUGUACUAAAGCUAAUUCGACAGUCAACUCAUUGACCAAGUGCCUAUGGUCAACCCUCAUCGCCAACGAAGUCAAACCUGGGUGUCUACCUAUCCGCAAUUUCCCCUAUCAUGAUGUAGGGAUCGGAGACCUAGGCAGCGCCGUCGACGGUGAUGGAGAAGCUGGACUACACGGAGAGAGAGAGCUGUUCAGACGACUGCUAAGCACCUUUCGGCCGAUGGUGUGGUGUAACGAAGAACUUUACUCGGAAGUGCACAUGAUGUGCCGGCAGAUGACUCGUGGAAAACAUCAACAUCUUGCCCGGCUUUCUGAAGUAUUCACGGGAAAUCGUCUUCGCUUCUCUGGUCACGUUAUGAGGAGACCGUGUGAUCGUCUUGGUCACGUUGUCUUGAGGAUGAUCCAGACCCAAACUGGAAAAGCCCUCCUGGUCGUAAAAGAAUGUUUUCGCGGAGAUGAUGAAGGAAGAUCUGAGGACACUUGGCGUUGA